This is a messenger RNA of Mixia osmundae IAM 14324, 2545 nucleotides long. RefSeq lists its product as uncharacterized. The transcript has 4 exons. The record is from RefSeq and is a predicted model, not a curated record. NCBI's taxonomy places the organism in Eukaryota, Fungi, Basidiomycota, Mixiomycetes, Mixiales, Mixiaceae. The coding region runs from base 38 to 2545 and encodes 835 amino acids. Gene Ontology annotation, molecular function: nucleic acid binding; ATP binding.
AGCUAGGCGGUCGAGUGUCUAGCAAGCGUUGCGCACAAUGAAGCAGCUGGACGACUUGAUCCUCACCCUCUCGUCCGAUGAAGAGGGUCCCGACGACGAACAGGAGACGCCGCUAGCUUCAGCGAGCUCAGCAAAAGCCCCAGCAAAACGCGAGCAAAGUCAAAAGAGCAAAGGCAAACGAAAGGCUUCAGCUGCCGAGCUACUCGAUGCUCAACCCGCUGCAAAGAGCGCAAAGAGUAGAAAAGGUCAAAAGGCGGGCAAGGAUGAAGACGGACUGGUUCUCAACGCUGCUUUUGACUUUGAUUCGAUGGGCGGCAACUCGAUGCGUUCUCUGGCACAGCGAGCCCGUGCGAACGGAGCGGCAGAUCUAUGGGAUAUGAAUGAGACAAUCGACUUGUUCAAGAAGAAGAAUGGCAUUCCACGCGUGACGACUGGCGAGAUUCUAGCACGUCAUCAAAAGCCAAGGCUCGAAGAUGACGAUGCUAGUGAUGAUAGCAUGGCGGAUGAAGACGAGGACGAGGACGAUUUCUUUGCCGGUUCGGAAAGUGACGAAGCCGAGGAAGCGAUAGACGGCAAGAUUGUAGAGAUGGCCGAAGAUGAAGAGGAGAUUCCAGCAGACGAAGGCACGAGCGAAGCGGCGAAUGAAGCUAUAGAUGGCAUCAACGGAUUCGGAGCCUUAGCGAAUGUAAUCAUAGAUGAUGACGAUAACGACGACGAAGCGAUUCCCGAAUCAGUUGACAUGCGGUUCGCACAGGCAGCAGACGAGACAGCUGCAGCAGAGGCAUAUUUUGAAAAGGCGCCGGUUGCACCUUCCGCUGAGACGGCUCUGCCACCCUUUGCCAGUCUGCCCAACGCAAGACUCUCAAGGCCGCUCCUUCUUGCGCUCGGCGCGCUAGGCCUGACGACACCCACUCGCAUACAGGCUCAAACGAUACCAGUAGCGCUGAUGGGCAAAGACAUUGUCGCUUCGUCUAACACAGGCAGCGGAAAAACAGUUGCUUUCUGGCUAGGCGUGCUCGAACGGUUGCUCUACAGAGACAAGAAAGAUGCGCGCACGCGCGUACUCGUGAUCUGUCCGACUCGAGAACUGGCAGUACAGGUUCACAGCGUUGGCAAAGCGCUUGCUCGCUACACCGACAUAUCAUUUUGUCUUUGCGUUGGCGGACUGUCCCUCAAAGUGCAAGAAGCCGAGCUGCGUCAACGGCCAGAUGUAGUCGUCUCUACGCCAGGCCGAUUGAUUGAUCAUGUUCGCAACACAUCGACUUUCACUCUGGACUCACUCGAGAUUCUCAUCAUCGACGAAGCUGACCGUAUACUCGAAGAAGGCUUCAGAGAUGAAUUGACAGAAAUCAUCAAAGAAUGUCCUCGUUCGAGACAGUCCUUGCUCUUCUCUGCCACGAUCACGGAGGAUGUCAAUGAGCUCGCCCGACUCUCGCUCGACAAGCCAGUGCGGAUCAAAAUUGACGAGACGGGAACGACGGUCGAAAGUCUCAUGCAGGAAUUUCUACGCAUUCGCAAAGAUACCCCGGCAUCGAGAGAAGCUGCUCUUCUCGCAAUUUGUCAGCGUACCUUUCGCGGCCAAACCAUCAUCUUCUUCCGAAGCAAGCAGGCAGCGCAUCGUGCGCGCAUUUUACUCGGACUCUGCGGAUUGGCUGCGGAAGAACUCCAUGGCGAUCUAUCUCAAGAGCAACGUCUGCAGUCUUUGCAGAACUUCAAAGAGGGCACGGCGACCCAUCUCUGUGCUACCGAUCUUGCCUCUCGUGGUCUCGAUAUCAAGGGUGUUCAGAGCGUCAUCAAUUUCGAGAUGCCGGGUAGCUUCGAUAUCUACCUCCAUCGUGUGGGCCGUACUGCUCGUGCAGGCAACGCUGGUCGAGCCCUGACGUUAGUGGGUGAUUCGGAUCGAAAGAUGGUCAAGCAAGCUACAAAAGCAGCACCUGCGGAUCGGUUCAAGCAACGCGUCCUCCCGCCCGAAGUGAUCAAGGAGGCCACAGAUCGUGUCACGGAGCUACAAGCGGAGAUCAAUACGGUCAUGCAAGAAGAACGUGAGGAGAAGGAGAUCCGCCGUGCAGAGAUGGAAGCCAAGAAAGGCCAGAACCUGAUUGAGUACAAGCAGGAAAUCGCCGGACGCCCUCGAAGGACGUGGUUCCAGUCGGAGGGUGACAAGAAGAAAGCAAAAGAUGCUGGCACAGCCCAGUACAAUUCAGGCUUCGAAGAAAAGGCACGUGGACCCAAGAAGCUCAAUCAUAAGCAAAAGCGACGUCAAGACGCUCUGAGAGAUGCGCGGAAUGAUACGCGCGUCACUUCCGGUGCAAUCUCUUCAGCCGUCCGACAGGCCAAGAAAGCGGCUCAGGCUGGGAAGAUUACCCAGGUCAAAGCUGCACCGGCCAAGACGGGAAAGAAGAGGAGCACAUUCGCAGAAGACAUGACAGCCCGCCGCAACAAGUCAAAGGGCAAACCAGGCGCAUCUCCAGCUCGUACCGGACCACCCAAAGGCAAACCCAAAGCCCACGCCGCAAAGCUCAAGGGAAAAGGCAAGCGACGAUGA